AUGUCAACAACUAAGAGGAAGACCAUGAGAAAACUAAAGAAACCUACAAAUGGAUUCAGUAGAGAUAAAGAUAGAUCGAAGAAGUAUUCAGAGAUCUGUAAAUCUAGUAGUACUCCUAGUAGGAAGAAGCAGUUCACGUCGAAAUCAACUGUUGUUUCAGACAAUGCAUCAGAUUCUUCACUUGAAGGUUUGCAGACAAAGAGAAGAUGUGCUUGGGUGACAACCAGUACUGAUCGAUCUUACGCGAUUUUUCAUGACGAAGAAUGGGGAGUUCCGGUCCAUGAUGACAAGAGAUUAUUUGAACUUCUUGUUCUUUGUGGAGCUUUGGCUGAACUCACAUGGCCUUCCAUCCUUAAAAGAAGACAUAUUCAGGUACUUGUAUUCAUAUUUCACAAAGUAUUUGCAGAUUUUGAUCCUGUAGCAGUGUCGAAAUUGAACGAAAAGAAGAUUUUAGCACCUGGAAGUACAGCAUGUUCACUACUAUCAGAGCUUAAACUGCGAGCAGUCAUUGAAAAUGCCCGUCAAGUGUCGAAGAUAACAGCUGAAUUUGGUUCAUUUGACAAGUAUAUCUGGAGCUUUGUGAACCAACAGCCUAUACUUGGCAGAUUCCGAUAUCCUCAUCAAGUUCCGGUAAAGACCUCAAAAUCGGACGUUAUUAGUAAGGACCUAGUUCGGAGAGGUUUCCGUGGCGUGGGACCCACUGUUGUCUAUUCCUUCAUGCAAGUUGCUGGUAUAACAAAUGAUCAUCUUAUCAUCUGCUUCAGAUUUCAAGUCUGUUUAGCAGCUACUGAAGGAAAACAGAAGGAUCUAAAUGUGUAG
Molecule: messenger RNA, 819 nt
Organism: Solanum verrucosum
Lineage: Eukaryota; Viridiplantae; Streptophyta; Magnoliopsida; Solanales; Solanaceae
Biological process (GO): base-excision repair
Molecular function (GO): DNA-3-methyladenine glycosylase activity
Source: RefSeq, a predicted model, not a curated record